CGCACAAUUUCAACACCGACAGGUGAAAUAAAACAAACUAUUUUACCAUUACCGUGCAUGCCCGAACAUGAACAAGUAAAGCGGGUAUUAGUGCCUAUAAAGCAUUAUGAAGAAAUACCAAUAUUUCAAUUGUUUGAAUCGCCAACAACUACAGCGUGAAGAAACCCGCAUGUUCGGACGUAUAUAAACAUGGUCAGAUUAACUCGCACUUUUAAAUUUAAUAUCGUAUCAGACAUUCAGAGUUAAAAUAUUUGUCACGCUAUUUAAGGCGAAUACUUUGCCUUAUGAAGAUCAGAGGGAACUGUUAAGUGUCGAUACUUGACUGGAACUAGUGAUUUUUGAGUGCUCAAUUUCAUCACGGACCUAGUUUAUAGGUCUGUGAUUUCAUAACAGAUAUUGAAGGGAAAAUAUUGGAUAUUUUAAACAAUUAUCUUCCGUCAUUCAUUUGUUUUUGCAGCAUUUUGUAAUCAAUCCGCUUUAGCACGUGUGCAGUAUUUGGCAACCACAUGUGUAUAAGUAAGCUAAAACCAAUGAGUACUAUAAACAGUGGGGCUUAAACGUGAAUUUGUAAAAUUGCAUAGUAUUCAGGUAAUAAUACACGUCAAUAUCUAUUUCGAUUUAGUAACAAUACUAGGAUGUCGCUGUUAGGAAGAUCAGUUGUGCUGUGUGUGUUCAUACUGGCAGUUUCUGCAUCAGUCACGGACAAAAUUCUGAAGAUUUCUCUGUUUGAAGUUGGUGAAUUAUGGAUAAAUUCCGUCCAUCGGUUAAACACGCGCUUCGUUGACUACGUUAUUUCCCUAUGUGACGUUUAUUCUCCGUUAUUUUACGUCGGAUUAGCGGUGCUCGCUGUGGUGGGUUAUUACCUUGGGGACAUUUUAUUCCGGCCAUACAACAGGAUAGUGACACUUGGAGAUCUGGGCUAUCUUCCCGAUGGAAAAUUCACGAAGAAAGAAAUUGCCAACAGCGUCAAGCGCCGUCGGGCCGUCGGAGAUAUACCCCCGAUAUACCCUAACGGGUGGUACGGGGUAUUAGAGAGUUGGAGACUGAAAAAUGGAGGUGUGACCACCACACACUUGAUAGGUAUCCAGCUAGCAGUGUUCAGGGACGAGAAGGGCAAUGUUCACGCUGUGGAUGCCUACUGUCCCCACAUGGGCGCAAAUCUGGGGGUCGGGGGCCGCGUCUCCGGGGACUGUAUUGAGUGCCCCUUCCACGGGUGGAAGUUCCGAGGGGAUGAUGGCAAAUGUACACACAUACCCUACAGUGAUAAAGUACCGGAAGUGGCUAAUAUCAAGUCGUACACGACCAUGGAGUUGAACGGUUGGGUGUAUAUGUGGUUCCAUGCCGAGGGGGCGGAGCCUACGUGGACGCCAAUGGAGCUAGAGGAGAUCACGUCUGGCGAGUGGCAGUACAAGGGCCGCACCGAACACUACAUCAACUCACACAUAGAGGAGAUCCCGGAGAACGGCGCGGACGUGUUCCAUCUGAUCCAGGUCCAUCAGCCGUUUAUCGCUGCAGGCUACGACUUGACGCAGAUGUGGAGCAAGUACUUCAACUGGGGCAAGCACAACUGGACCGCCUCCUGGUCCCAGAUGCCCAAGCCAGAGGAACAUAUAGGGGAGAUCAAGCUCACCCAUGACCUGUCCCUAUUUGGUAUCAGCCUACCCUUUGUGAAGCUGAACGUUCAUGCUUUCCAGAUCGGGCCGGCGAUAGUGUACCUGAAGUUUGAAAGCUUCUUCGGGCGGGGUGUGUUUAUCCAGUCACUGACGCCCACGGAGCCCUUGGUUCAGAAACUCGUCCACAACAUCUACAUCCACUGGUCUGUGCCAAACUUCAUUGCCAAGUUCUUCAUGUACGGUGAAUGUGUGCAGGUGGAGCGAGACAUCAUGAUCUGGAACAAUAAGACGUACGCAGCCAAACCAGUAUUCGCCAAAUCCAAGGAGGACAGUCUUAUUGCCCGACACCGUCGCUGGUACUCCAUGUUCUACUCCAAAAACUCCCCAAGACUCACGUUCCAGAAGAACGACAUGGACUGGUGAUCUGAGAAAUUAUCCCGUUCUGAAAACCAGUUUGUUUGUUGCUGUUUUGUCGCGAAAACAGAUGACAAUUAUGGACAUAGUAAAUGUGUGUUAGGUACCUCGGGUUUAUUUGUAGGCGUCUUAACUGCUGUAGACUUGACUGGUUUUCUUUUAGUCUAAAUAUAGCAUUGUGAAGAAUACCAUUAAAUCAAUAAUUAUUUAGGUUUACUUAAAUUCGCACAAUCAUGCUUCAUUUCAUGGCGUUCUAUUGUUGGUGCAAAUGAUUCUUUUUUCUUUGAAUGUAUGUUAAAAGCCGGCUCGAGUCUCUCGUAACAGCUUAAGUCACAUGAUAAAGCUUUACUAACCAAGACUAAGUUAGAAAUCUAACCUACUGAAAAAGCUACUUAAGUUUCUCACACAAAUAACCAUCUAAGAUUUGGGGCCCUGUCUGACUGUUGGGUAUUGUCGUGUAAAACUGUAUUUAAUAUAAUAUAUUUAUGCUUAUAUGAAAUGCGAUUUUGAUAAUCACAUUGUUUAUAAUGUAUCUAUUUAUACUCGAACACUUGUGCAAGAGGCUGUAUACGUUUUAUUCUUGUUAAUAACCUUGAAAAAUACCAGAGGACAUUUAUUUCCGUAUUGAUCACGAAUCAUGAAUGGAAAUAGUAUGUUGCUUUAAGUGUUAAUCGCCAUUGUAAAUUAUUUCCAUUGUAUUUAUUUUAGUCUUGAACGAUCCAUCUAUCUAUAACAAAACGAUUUUAGUGUGUAAAGGACGUUUAUUGUAAAUGAGUGACAAUCACAGCUUCGUUCAUAUUUCAUUAUAUUGCACGACUUGUGUGUUAGUAUUUGUUAUGUUUCUUUGUUGUUGUUUUUUCAUAAUGCAUCUUAUAUGAGGUACCCUUUUUUAAACAGUAUUUCGGAAGGGAAGAAGUUUGCUAGUUAGUACCAAAACUCAUGGUAUACCGUUGCUUCUUGUUGAGGGUGUAGAAUUAAAUAGUAUUAUAAUGGAUGUAUUGAAUAUUUAUUUACAUAUACAUGGUGCCUCUAACAUGGUGCCUAUGACAUGGGUCUAUGCCAUGGUGCCUAUGACAUGGGUCUAUGCCAUGGUGCCUAUGACAUAGCGCCUAUGACAUGGUGCCUAUAACAAGGUACCUAUGACAUGGCGAGUAUGCCAUGUUGCCUAUGACAUGGUGCUUAUGACAUGGUGCCUAUAAAAAGGUGCCUAUGACAUGGCGCCUAUGACAUGGUGCCUAUGACAAAGUGCCUAUGACAUAGUGCCUAUGACCUGGUGCCUAUGACAUAGCGCCUAUGACAUCGUGCCUAUAACCUGGUGCCUAUGACAUAGCGCCUAUGACAUGGCGCCUAUGACAUCGUGCCUAUAACCUGGUGCCUAUGACAUAGCGCCUAUGACAUCGUGCCUAUGACAUGGUGCCUAUGACAUGGGGCCUAUGACAUAGCGCCUAUGACAUCGUGCCUAUAACCUGGUGCCUAUGACAUAGCGCCUAUGACAUGGCGCCUAUGACAUCGUGCCUAUAACCUGGUGCCUAUGACAUAGCGCCUAUGACAUAGCGCCUAUGACAUCGUGCCUAUAACCUGGUGCCUAUGACAUGGUGCCUAUGACAUGGUGCCUAUGACAUAGCGCCUAUGACAUCGUGCCUAUAACCUGGUGCCUAUGACAUAGCGCCUAUGACAUGGCGCCUAUGACAUCGUGCCUAUAACCUGGUGCCUAUGACAUAGCGCCUAUGACAUCGUGCCUAUAACCUGGUGCCUAUGACAUAGCGCCUAUGACAUGGCGCCUAUGACAUCGUGCCUAUAACCUGGUGCCUAUGACAUGGGGCCUAUGACAUGGCGCCUAUAACAGAGAGCCUAUGACAUGGUGCCUUUGUUCAAUAUUUGCUCCAAAAGCUUUAUGUGAUAACAUGGCGUUCACUUCUAGGGAGGAGAUAACUAUGAACAUGUCACCAGCCAUGAUCUAACUGUAAACAUGUCACCAGCCGUAAUCUAACUGCAAUCAUGCCAACAGCCGUGAUUUAACUGUAAACAUGUCACCAGCCGUGAUCUAACUGCAAUCAUGCCAACAGCCGUGAUCUAACUGUAAACAUGUCACCAGCCAUGAUCUAACUGUACACAUGACAUCAGCCGUGAUCUAACUGUAAACAUGUCACCAGCCGUGAUCUAACUGCAAUCAUGCCAACAGCCGUGAUCUAACUAGUAACUGUAGACAUGUCACCAGCCAUGAUCUAACUGUAAAUAUGUCACCAGUCGUGAUAUAACUGUAAUCAUGCCAACAGCCGUGAUAUAACUGUAAUCAUGCCAACAGCCGUGAUCUUACUGUAAUCAUGCCAACAGCCGUGAUCUAACUGUAAACAUGUCACGAGCCGUGCUCUAAUUAUAAACAUGUCACAAGGCUUGAUCUUACUGUAAACAUGUCACCAGCCGUGAUCUAAUUGUAAACUGUAUUAGUUGCCAUCUGAAUAUCUAAACCUAAACAUGUCACUUGCUGUGAUUUUACGUAUCGUGCGCUUUCUUCCAGCUUUUAAUAACAAUAUGAAAGAUUUCUCCUAGGGGGUAUUUCCAGGGGGUAUUUCAAGGGGGUAUUUCUAACCUUUAGAUACGCGGUAUUCAAAGGCUUUUUCGAAAUUUGGCCGUACGCACACUAACACACCUGCAACACAAGACUCGGCAAGAUAAUGUUGACGCGUUCGAUAAGCAAGGUGUUGGGCGCAUUAAUUCCUAUUUUUUAUAAUAAUGCAAAUAAUAUUUUAUACAAUCAUGUAUAUACUUAAGUAUAAUUUAUGAUUUAUUGAGUUUUGAACAAAUGCUAUUCGUAUGUCGAGAUUUUUGUUUGAUAUUUUGUUAUUGUGUUUAUAUAUAAUUAAGAUAGAUUUUAGUCAUAAUUAUGUUUUGCUAUUAUGGUGGUCAUGUUUAUUUUAGACACCAUUUAUACGUUUUUCUUUGUACACUUACAUGACCAUUGUUUUAGCGAUGUAAGGCAUAUUCAUUUUGUAUACAAUGCCUUAUCAAUGCACCAGUGAACUAUUCACAUUCUAUGACGAACACCAUUGUACAUUGACCAUUAUCAUUCGGCUGUCAACUUUGAAAUGGCAGAUAUAAACUUUUGUAACUAGGAGAUUUAGAAUUCAAAAGUAGGUCACCACUAUCUGAAACUAUAGUUGAAACAAUCUUUUAUUUUGGUCAAUUAUUGUUAGGACAAUUUUAUUUUACUUUACUUUGAAGAACAUACAAAGGGGUUCUUACAAUGGCGCUAGACUUGUAUUAGAAAUUAAUUUAUUAAGUUUAAUUAUUGUUUUUAAUGGCUAUAUGUAAUGGCCAAUAGUUAUUAAUAUGCAUUUAGCAAACUCAAUGGGCCUGGAAUUGCGCAGAGACUCUUUCAAUUAAUUUGGUAAAUGAGAACUAAAAACCAUUUCACCAGCUUGGUGUUUGACAUUAUAUUUUGUCAACUGGUCCAGGUUCUUUUUCAUCUGAUUAAACUCGGUAAUGCAUGCCUAAGACUUACCCAAAUAAAUGUUCGUCAGAUUUGAAAAAUGCUGCCAUCCCAUUAUCCCAAAAUAUAAUUUCAAAUACUUAGAAAUGAACCGAUGCUAUGCCUACUCCCCUGUUUCCAAAUUGAGUAGUAGUUAAUGCAUGUAUCCGUCUAAUUGCAUCAGAGUAGUUUUCUAACAUUAUAUACUUUUAUAAAUACUUUUUGAAAACCGUUUGUCAUUUUGUUCUUAGUAAAUGUAUAUAUCAUGUUUUCCCAAAAUGAACAACUAAAAAUAAAAUCAUGAACAAUGAA
Mya arenaria is the source of this 5808-nucleotide messenger RNA. Its product is annotated as cholesterol 7-desaturase nvd-like. NCBI's taxonomy places the organism in Eukaryota, Metazoa, Mollusca, Bivalvia, Myida, Myidae. The coding region runs from base 636 to 2036 and encodes 466 amino acids. Gene Ontology annotation, cellular component: chloroplast. Gene Ontology annotation, molecular function: chlorophyllide a oxygenase activity; 2 iron, 2 sulfur cluster binding. The record is from RefSeq and is a predicted model, not a curated record. The transcript has 6 exons. Gene Ontology annotation, biological process: chlorophyll biosynthetic process; cholesterol metabolic process.